Molecule: messenger RNA, 900 nt
Organism: Phytomonas sp. Hart1
Lineage: Eukaryota; Euglenozoa; Kinetoplastea; Trypanosomatida; Trypanosomatidae
Source: the annotation of a GenBank genome assembly
AUGGAAUUGUGCGGGAAAAGGUGGUAUCGGUCGCUAUCUGAGCUUCUCAUAGGCGCCCUCGAAACCAACGCGGCGGCUUCCUCAACUUUGCAAGCGGACCUCGGCCGGGAUCUUUUGUGUAAACUUUAUUUCACCGCAAUGCGGCUACGCCCUGGGCUUUGCACCCUUCGGCAAGAUGGCGAGGCCAUUUUAAAGGAUUGCGAGAUCAUUUUUAAGGGUUGCAAACUCCCGGCAGGAACGGCGCGAGUUCUUUUCACAGAAUUGUGGGGUCCACUCCUUGCCGCCGCCGAAGCCGCCGCGGGGGAACUGCGAAGGCAUUUAAAAGACCACAUCUUGGCCCCUGUCCUCGCGCAAACGGCGGAUUAUUGUCAUUUUCACGCCUGGUUUCAUCCGGCAGGCCGCCAUCUCGUCGAGGCGGCGCCAAGUGAGGCGGUGCGCGAGUUAGGCGAGGCAAUUUUGGCGAUUCCCCUUAAACUCGAGGCCCUGCGCGGGGCGGCGGUGGAUUGGCGCGCGAUUCACGACUUGGGAUCCUCGUUUAUCGCUGCAAACGACACAUUGGAGGCGCUUUUUGUGGAGGAAACAGAAUCCUGGCUGGAUGACCUCGUCCACGCGGCUGUGGGGGACUUUGUCGAGAAUAAAAUACUUCAAGUGGAGUUCGACUUCAGUGAAGACAGGACGGAUCCCCUUCUUAAACAAAAGGUGUCGAUCGUGCUACGGCAACUUUUAGCGGAUCUGGAUUACAUGAAGAAUGUGCUUUCCGCUGUCAGUGAUGAUCAUUUUGACAACUUGGAGAAAGUACUAAUGAAGUUGAAUACACUGCUCUCGGUAUGGGAAACCUCAAUGAUGCUGAGAAAGAUGCCUUUUAGAGUAUGCGAAUUGAUUAGUGAUGCAUCGGAAUAA